Molecule: messenger RNA, 228 nt
Organism: Dibothriocephalus latus
Lineage: Eukaryota; Metazoa; Platyhelminthes; Cestoda; Diphyllobothriidea; Diphyllobothriidae
Source: the annotation of a GenBank genome assembly
AUGGCCAUUCCAGUCUCCCUCGUCUCUGUCCUAAAGGCUAUUCUGCAGUACUACCGCUACGUGACCACCCCCAAAGACUACAACUCACGGCUCCUCGGUAAAAUGGAAUGCUGCUAUGCCAUGUGCUACAUUAAGGAUAGGUCAGUGAGCGUCACUCCUACGGGACUUUGCAUAUUUGUAGUGACUGGCUCCACACAAAAUGCAUUUGUGAACGCUUGUCGUGACUAA